CAGCAUGGCUGAAACCACUAAGACCCACGCUAUCCUGCUGUCCUGCGGCAGCUUCAACCCCAUCACGAAAGGACAUAUUCAGAUGUUCGAGAGAGCUCGGGACUACCUGCACAAAACCGGAAGGUUCAUUGUGAUUGGAGGGAUCAUCUCACCUGUCCAUGAUUCUUAUGGGAAACAGGGUCUGGUCUCAAGUCGGCAUCGUCUGACCAUGUGCCAGUUGGCUGUGCAGAAUUCUGACUGGAUUCGGGUAGACCCAUGGGAAUGCUACCAGGAUACUUGGCAGACAACAUGCAGUGUUUUGGAGCAUCACCGAGACCUCAUGAAGAGGGUAACUGGCUGCAUCCUGUCUAAUGUGAACACGCCAUCCGUCACACCGAUUAUUAAUCAGACCCUGAACCAGCCGACACAGCCUAUCUACCAAAACAACAAUCUCACCAACAAGCCCACCGCAGGCAAGUUUCUGGGAAAAGUUGGAGAAGGACUGAGUCGUAUGUGCUGUGUGCGUCCCAAUCUGCAGCGUGUUACAUUUGUGGAUGAAAAUGCAAACUUGGGCACAGUCAUGAGAUAUGAAGAAAUAGAGCUGCGGAUCUUGCUCCUGUGUGGUAGUGACCUGCUUGAGUCAUUUUGUAUCCCUGGCCUCUGGAAUGAGUCAGAAAUGGAGGUGAUCGUUGGAGAUUUUGGCAUCGUGGUGGUGCCACGUGACGGUACAGACACUGAGCAAAUCAUGAAUCACUCAUCAGUUCUCCGUAAAUACAAGAACAACAUCCUCGUGGUUAAAGAUGACAUCAACCAUCCGAUGUCCCAUGUGAGCUCCACCAAGAGCAGGUUGGCCUUGCAGCAUGGAGAUGGACACGUGGUGGAUUACUUGAUGCAGCCUGUCAUUGACUAUGUACUGAAAAGUCAGCUUUAUAUCAACACAUCGGGGUGACCGUGAAUGUUCCUACUCUAGGUGUGGCCUCGGGCUCACCUUCGUCAUCACAGUACUAUGUGUUAUUACUCACUACUUACCACAGUCUCCUCACGGAUCAUGAUUCCUCUUUUACCCCACUCAUUACUGUCCUCCUCACCUCUAUGCCUUACUCAUUCACUUAUCUUAUGACUCCAAAGCCCAAGGUUGAGGUAACGCUCGCUGUACUUCUGAGGGGAGCGCUUGGGGCAGUGUUUUUUCUGGUGUGUUUAAGCAUUAGAACCAUUCGGUGUAUAUUACGGGGAGGGCUGCGUAUAAUAUAACCCAUUCAGUGCUAUGCCCAUCACUGAGCGGGCGUAUAUUUAUUCCCCUGUUGAUGGUGGGAGUUUUAGUAUGACUCAUUUGUUACUUUCUCCAAAUAAGUUGUUUUUCUCUUUUAGUGGUAGGAAGUGGGAAUAAGUCCAAUAUCCCUGUCCUCCUUCUGUCCAGAGGACUGUGGAUACGACGACAAGAGGGGGUUGUUGCUGCAUUCCCUCCAUAAGCAUUCUGCAUGCAACUAGUAUGUUCUUCUCGUGCUUAUAUGUCCAUGGUGUUAUCAUAAAUUUGAUGAACCCCCCAUCUAGAAGGACAGGGGCAUGCAGCUCAAUAAGAAGUACAGAAAUGAAUAGGGAACUGGUGGGGAACCUUGGGUGAAGGCCCUGAUUGGGAUGCUAUAAAGGGCAAUGCAUUUUUGACGCAGAAGGUGCUGAAGGUAUUUUGGUGGAAGAACGUCUAUAUGUAGCCUCAGUAUUCGCUCCAGCCAUGUCAAAUGGUGUCGUAGACCCUAUGUGUAGCCCCCGCUUUCCGAAUAUAUGUCUUUCAGCGAUUGCUUUAACAAAUCAGGGCUCAAGGUUUCAUGGAAGGUAAUGUAGCAGUUUUCAGGAUGGUGCUGUCCGGUGCAGUUUUGAACCAUAUACCAAUAAACCUUUCCAUCCAGCUUGUACAGGCCUCUUACAGACAGCAGGGCUCACGCGUGAGUUACUACCGUUUGAAUCUGAAGUGCUAACAUUUACAUGGAUCUAUCUUAAAUAGGAAUAUAAAGCGCUAGAGUCGCUAUUACUUAGCAGUAAAGACUGUAGAGUCGCAUAAAAUACAAAAAUACAAAAAAUAUGAAAUACUAAAAAAGCAUUACAUUUCAAAGGGCUAUUGUUGAGCAUGAGUACUGUAGACUGUAGAUACUGAAAAGAAAUGACCACUGAAAUCUGAAAUGUUUGACCCAUAACAUAAAACUUGACGAUAAAGGGGUUUUGCCACCAUUAAAUGUUAUUUUAAUAUAAUUAGGCAUGAAAAACGAGUUACUUUUGUAAUUUACUUUCUAGUUGUGAGAUAUACUCUUUACUUCAUCAUAAUGGAGCUCCCUGGUGGUUAAUCUGUAUAGUAAUGUGCACGUCCGCUUUCUGAGGUGGUUGCACAUGAUCAGUUCCAUCUUUCAACUGUAUUUACUGUUAGAAGCUGUGACAGUUACUUGAGCCGCAGCAAAAAAAGGACAUGAUCCCUGAGAAAGGACACAGCUCUUGAACUGAAAUACGGGGAGAGCUUCAGCAGAAAGGACACACCCUCUGAGCUGUGACAGGUAGAGAGCUGCAGCAGAAAGGACACACCCCUGAGCUGUAAUAGGUAGAGCGCUGCAGCAGAAAGGACACACCCUCUGACCUGUGAUAGGUAGGAAGCUGCAGCAGAAAGGACACGCCACCUGAAUAAGGACACGCGUUUAGCUGUAAUAGGAAAAGGACAGGCCCCUCGAGCUGUCAGCUUGAAGAGAAUGAAUAGGGAGAUCUCUGGAUCCAUGUGAGGUACAGGGCUGGUUCUAGCUUUGUUUGAUAGAGAUUGUCGUGUACUAUAUUAUGUUUGAUUUUCAUUUUUUGCAUCCAUUUUGAGAUAACCCCUCUUUCAUUAUAAUAAUUAACAAUAUGAUAGUCACUGCUGACUCCAGUCCCGACACCUUCGUGUGUCCACUGUCUACAUGAUCUCACAAAUGGAUUAACUUUCCGGGGACCCUCUGAAUGCACAAGCCUUUCCUGACAUAUUUCUUCAUAUUAGCCAGCAUGCAUUCAUAGUUACACCAUUUAUGGAGCCUGACCCCUAUAUACAUUCCAUGUAUACAUCAGUGUCCAUCCCUCCAUCAUAGGUCAGCUUGGCUUUCUUUACGGCAUGCAGUGGAUGAAUUUCCUACAAAUGAGUACUGUUGCUGAGGCCUCCAAAAAGAUAAAAUGUGAACUAUGGGGAUGACAGGGGGGUCCAGUGCCUGAUAAAAUCACUUGUGGUUACGAGCCCCAAGCACGUACUAACACCUCUUACUGGCCUGUUUUUUAGACCCUUUUACAAUAUGCCUACUCGCAGGCAUAUUUAGGAAAGUCGAAUAAUAGGAACAGCUGAAGUUAAUGUGGCCAAAGAGUCUAGAAUUAAAAUAAAAAUUAAUGUAUAUUGUGCAAAAAGAAAAGUAAAAAGGUGGGGGGUAAGACUCAUGUU
Molecule: messenger RNA, 3415 nt
Organism: Bufo gargarizans (Asiatic toad)
Lineage: Eukaryota; Metazoa; Chordata; Amphibia; Anura; Bufonidae
Gene: NMNAT2
Product: nicotinamide nucleotide adenylyltransferase 2
Exons: 11
Coding region: 5-928 (307 amino acids)
Biological process (GO): NAD+ biosynthetic process
Cellular component (GO): Golgi apparatus
Molecular function (GO): nicotinamide-nucleotide adenylyltransferase activity; nicotinate-nucleotide adenylyltransferase activity
Source: RefSeq, a predicted model, not a curated record